AUGAUCGAUACGGGCGCUUCUCAUUCAUUUAUUACACAAUGUGCAUUACGUACACUAUCCUAUUUCCGAUUGCCAUCGUGUGAACGUACCGCCCAAUUAGGUGAUGGUCAAACAACACUUAAAAUAGUUGGUGAAAUUCAGCUGUUCCUACAAUUUGAUCAAGUUUUUACACUUGUCAAUGCUCUCGUCACUCAAACCAUGAACACUGAUUUUAUACUUGGUGGUGAUUGGUGUACAAAAAAUAAAGUAAAAAUUGAUUAUGCAAAGAGUCAAGUAUCACUAUGUACACAACUUGGUCGUAUUUUUAUCCCGUAUCAUAAACACAUCGAUUAUUUAAGUUUAGAUGUCAAAUCAAUCAAUGCAAUUCAUAUACCACCACGUGAAUCUUGUACUGUUCAAGCCAAAGUUGAAUUAUCGUCCGCUAAUACUGUAUAUUUUUCUCCUGCUGACACUAUAUCACUUGAAAGAUCUGUUAUAAUGUUACCAGCCUUAUUACACGUAAACAACUACACAACCUACUUGGAGAUAUACAAUCCUCAUGAUACUACAUGUACAUUACCAAUGAAUACUCGUUUAGGCCACAUUACUCAUACACCACAUAAACUUCAAUCGUGUGUAAUAUAUGAUCCAUCUCGUUGUUCGUCAUCAUGGUCGUCUCAACAUCAUGUCAUUAAUACAAUCGACCUUAAACAAACACCAUCUAACACCUGUAAAAUAAUUGAUAAACUUCUGGAUCAUAUUACCAAAUGUCAGGACAAACACCAACUACGUCACAUACUUGAACAACACAUCAAAAUCUUUGAUAUUUCACAUGUUACACAAGCAAACACAUCUGUUCCACACAUUAUUAACACCGGUGAUAGUCUUCCAAUCAGUUCAAGACCAUAUCCACGAACAAUCCAACAACGACGUGAACUUCAAGCUGAAAUUCAAAAAAUGUUGCAAGCUAACCAAAUUCGUCCAUCCAUUUCACCAUGGUCAUCUCCAGUCAUUAUUCACAAAAAAAAGGAUGGUGGUAUUCGUUUUUUGGUAGACUAUCGAAAAUUGAAUUCAGUAACAAAAAAAGAUUCUUUUCCUCAACCAACAACUGAAGAAUUACUAAAUCGAUUAGGUGGUCAUUGUUUUUAUUCAAAAUUAGAUCUUAAAUCCGGUUAUUUUCAAAUACCGAUACACGAAGCUGAUAAAGACAAAACAGCAUUUAUUACACAAGAUGGAUUAUGGGAAUUUAAUGUACUUCCACAAGGCAUCAUGAAUGGACCACCAACCUUUCAAAGAACCAUGCAUAAUCUUCUUGGUUAUGGACGAUGGGACUAUGUCAUGGCAUAUUUAGACGAUAUACUCAUCUUUUCACGUACUUUUGAUGAACAUGUUAAACAUUUAAAUGAAAUUUUAUAUAUAUUAGCUGAUGUCAACUUUCAAGUCAAUCCUGAUAAAUGUUUUAUUGCUGUUCAAGAAAUCGAUUUUUUAGGUCAUACAAUCAAUGAACACAGUAUAAAACCUAAUGGUGAAAAAAUUAAAGCUAUUGUUGAUUUACCAUCUCCUAGAACCCUUAAAGAAGCAAAUGAAUUUUUAGGAAAAAUUAACUGGUAUCGCAAAUUCAUUCCUAAUUUCGCUCGUAUAGCUGCACCACUACAUAAAGUAACCAACAAAACUAAACAUCGUCGACAUGAAUUUAGAUGGGGACCUGAACAACAACAAUCAUUUGAGGAAUUUCAACAUAUACUAACAACAUCUCCUUUAUUUUUAGAAUAUCCAGAUUUGUCGACUCCAUUUACAUUAACAACUGAUGCAUCAGAUAUUGGCAUUGGUGGAAUUUUAAGACAAGAUACACCAGCUGGAACCAAGAUCAAUUAUUUUAAAUCUCGUGUCUUAAAUGAUACUGAACAUAAAUAUGAUACAUUUGAAAAAGAAGCAUUAGCUAUUUAUUGGUGCAUUACCGAACUUCGAUCUUAUAUAGGUGACUCUAAUUUUAUUGUCGAAACAGAUCAUCGACCACUUGAAAAUUUCCACCUUAAACAAAUUAAUAAUAAACGUGUUAUGAAUUGGAUUUUUAAAUUACAAGAUAUAUUACCACAAAUUAUUGCAGUCAAAUAUUGUAAAGGAGCAAACAAUACAGCUGCCGAUUAUAUUUCACGACAUGUUCCUUCAUCAACAUCGGUUAAUACCACACCCCCUGGUCCAACUGAUACGCCUCAUUCUCAUACGUGCGAUACUCCUGAACUUAAUGCUGUUACAACGAGAGCACAAGCCAAACUCCUUGCUCCACCACGUUCAUCAACACCAAUAGCAUCUGAAUCUACUUGUUCUUCUCCAUCAACAAGUACUCAAUCAUAUGAUUUUAGUUUAUCACAUAUACGUACUGAACAACACACUGAUUUAAAUAUUCAAAAUAUAAUACAACAAAUUCGAAAUGAACGUCGCUAUUCAUCGUUUCUUAUUCAAGAUGAUAUUCUCUACAAAUUAGUUCGUCGAGAUAAUACAGUACUUAAACUUAUCUAUACACCUGCGACUUUAAUUCCGGACCUGUUAACUGCUUAUCAUGAUCACCCGUUAAGUGGUCAUUUCGGUAUUGCCCGUACUUGGUCACAAUUACGAAACGCAUAUUAUUGGCCUCGUAUGAAAGAAACCAUCAUGUCGUAUAUUAAAUCAUGUGAUAAAUGUUCCAAAUUUAAUCUCGAUCGACGUAAACCGCCUGGAUUUUUACAACCUAUCCAACCACCGAAUGAUGUUUUUCAAAUACUAGGAAUGGAUUGGUGGGGACCUACUAUUCCUUCACUUUCUGGAAAUCGAUAUGUUCUCGUUGUAACUGAUCGUCUUUCCGGUUAUGUUUUUGCUACAGCAUCACCUACCAAUACAGCUCAAGAUACUGCUCGAAUCUUAAUGGAAAAAAUUAUUUUAGUUCAUGGUCCACCAGAUAUAUUAAUCACUGAUCAAGGUACACACUUCAAGAAUGAAUUAUUACAAGCUAUAUCAAAAUUAGUGGGUUGUGCUCAUGUUUUUUCAACACCAUAUCAUCCACAAACAAAUGGACAAACUGAACGAUGGAAUGCAACAUUUGCUACACAACUCGCUAAAUUUUGUAAUACAGAACACGACAAUUGGGACACUAUUUUACCAUCUAUCGUUUAUGCAUAUAAUAAUGGUAUACAUAGUUCGACUGGAUUUACACCUUAUCAACUUGCUUUUGGACGACAACCACGUCAUCCAUUUCAGCCUCCUGCAACUACUUUCGAAUUUACUAAACCACAUGAUUAUUGGACACAAUUAAUGCAAUAUAGAAAUACGGUGUUAAAACAAGCGAAAAACAAUGUUCUACAUCAACAGCAACUAUCGAAACUUCGUUUUGAUAAAAAUAGAUCACACCCAAUUUUUUUACCAGGUGAUCUAGUGUGGAUGAAAAUUUUCGUGGGCCGUAAUAAACUCGAUGCUCGUUAUACAGGUCCUGUUCGAAUCAUUCAACUUAUUUCACCGGUGUCUUUUAUUGUUGAAGAUGAAAAUUUUCAACGAUUUCAGCCACCUUAUGCUCAUAUACCUAAUUCGUUUUUACAUCAAUCUUUACCACAAUAUCCAUCGUUAUUACUUUCACCACCACGUGAACCACACACAUCUUCACUGGUACCACCAAACCCGAUCGUAUCCUAA
Molecule: messenger RNA, 3642 nt
Organism: Rotaria sordida
Lineage: Eukaryota; Metazoa; Rotifera; Eurotatoria; Philodinida; Philodinidae
Source: the annotation of a GenBank genome assembly